AGUAGGAUCCCAAUAUGGCAGCGGCGGCGGGUGCAGGGGCCGCCGCCGUCGGGGCUCUCCGCGCUUAGGGCCCCCCCUCGGCUCCCCCCGCCUCCCCUCCCGGGCGGACGGAACCCCCUUCCAGGGUACCUCGGAGUCAGCUGCGCCCCGUCGCGUCCGACAUGAGGGAGAAGGGCCGCAGGAAGAAGGGCAGGACCUGGGCAGAGGCCGCCCGGACGGUCCUGGAGAAAUAUCCUAAUACACCUAUGAGCCAUAAAGAGAUCCUUCAGGUUAUCCAGAAGGAAGGACUGAAAGAAAUCAGAAGUGGGACAUCUCCUCUGGCCUGCCUGAAUGCCAUGCUCCACACCAACUCCCGAGGGGAAGAGGGCAUCUUCUAUAAGGUCCCGGGGCGCAUGGGAGUCUACACCCUGAAGAAGGACGUCCCGGACGGGCUGAAGGAGCUCUCGGACGGCUCGGAGGAGAGCAGCGAUGCCCAGUCCGACUCCCAGAGCUCCGAGAACUGCAGCAGCAGCAGCAGCAGCAGCGACGGGUGCGCUAACAAGGAUGGGAAGAAAAGCAGAUGGAAAAGGAAAGUGUCAUCUAGACUGUCCCAGACAUCCUCCCCGCAGUCAGCCUGCCCGUCGCCUUCCAUCCAGGCAGGCAAAGUCAUCUCCUCCUCCCAGAAGCACAGCAAGAAGGCGCUCAAGCAGGCCUUGAAGCAGCAGCAGCAGAAGCAGCAGCAGCAGCAAUGCAGAGCAGGCAUGCCCGUCUCCUCUAACCAGCACGUCCUUCUCAAGGCUGUCAAGGCAGCUGGGGACUCCACCCCGGCCAAAUCCGCCUGGGAAGGGAAGCAGCCGGACGGGCGGGCGGGCAGCCCCCACCACCCCACCUCCUCCGUCAAGCUCGAGAACUCCCUGCCAGGGCUGGGGAAGAAGCCGUUCCAGAGAUCUGACAGGCUCCACGCAAGGCAGCUGAAGAGAACGAAGUGCGCUGAGAUCGACGUGGAAACCCCCGACUCCAUCCUGGUGAACACCAACCUGCGGGCUCUGAUCAACAAGCACACCUUCUCCGUCCUGCCCACGGAGUGCCAGCAGCGCCUGCUGCUGCUGCUGCCCGAGGUGGACAGGCAGGUCGGGGCGGAUGGUUUGAUGAAGCUGAGCGGCUCCGCACUCAACAACGAGUUCUUCACUUCUGCUGCCCAGGGCUGGAAGGAGCGGUUGUCAGAAGGUGAGUUUACACCAGAAAUGCAGCUAAGAAUACGGCAAGAAAUAGAGAAGGAAAAGAAGGUGGAGCUGUGGAAGGAGCAUUUUUUCGAGAGCUACUAUGGCCAGAGUUCUGGACUGAGUCCUGAAGAGUCCAAGAGACUGACAGCAAACACCAGCCCUGCCGAGACAGAGCCUGAAAACGCAGCAGCUGAGCAGCCAAAAUGCGCGGCAGCCUCUCCGGCACCGCUCAAAGAGGAGGUGUCCUCUCCCUCGGAGUCCAAAGCACAAGCGGCCGUAGAAGCACCAGCCAUGAAAAGAGGGGGAGAGGAGAGGAGAGAGGACACACAGCCCAAAGCAGCCCGACCCACGGAGGCCUCGGUUUCCCCGGGUGCGGUGAGACCCGGUGACCGCUCUCUGCCCGUCAGAGAGAGAGUCCCAGGAGAAUCCAGCCCAGAGAAGCCCCCAGCUGCCGUCACCCAAAAGCCCGACGAAGCGAGGAAGCAGCCUGCGCCGAAGGGAGCGCUGGCCACAGAGGCUGUCGGUGCCUCAGCUCUGGCCCCCAGCAAACCAAAGAGCCCCGAGGCAGGGGAGGGGGUCGCAGAGGUGAAAAGUCCGGUGACCGCUCCAGAACCACCGGAGAAGAAGCCCCCUGUAAGCGAAGAGAUGGAAGUCAGUGUGGAAGCCCAGAAGAGGAAGUCAGAGAGUCGUGAAGAAGCUCUGGCGGCUCCUGAGAAAAGGCCGCGCCUGAUGGAGAACUGCCAGCACCGCCCGGCCUUUCGGGGCCAGCCCCAGUCCUUUCCUGCCGCGGGGACCCCGGUGCCGCGGGUGCCCCCACUCAAGAUUCCCGUUUCCAGGAUCUCCCCGAUGCCAUUUCCUGCGGCCCAGGUCUCUCCCAGGGCGCGUUUCCCCGUCUCAUUUCCCAGUCCGGGAAGAACAGGGGCCAGAACUUUGGCGGACAUCAAGGCCAAAGCCCAGCAAGCCAAGGCUCAGAGGGCAGCGGCCGCCGCUGCCGCCGCCGCCGCUGCCGCCGCCUCAGCCGGGGGGGCCGUCCCGGGGCCGGGACCGGGGGGCGGCGGGACCCCCCCGGGCGGUGGAGGAGAGAAGAGUAAGGCAGCGGCCGUCGGAACCAACCAAACUGGAACUGGAGGAACCGCACUGGAACUGGCAGGAACUGGAAGCGGGGGAAGUUCGGGAAGGUUUCUUCCCCCUUGUCCGGGGACACAGACCCAAAUGGAGACCCAGCCCCCGGGGCCGGCACCGCCUCGCGGUCCUUCUGGAGCACAACUACAGCCGAAUUCCACGCUGCCGCCCGCAGCUCCAGCCGGCGGCGCGGGCACCGGCUCCCCGGCAGCGGUGUCGGCAUUAGAGAAAACCAGCAGGGCAGGCCGGAGCCCCCCCAGCCCGGCCGGGAGCCAGGUCUCGGGCUGCCCGUGCCCUGGCGGCGCUGACAAACAAGAGAAAGCACCUUCUGCUCCAGCAGGUCCCGGCCAGGCCUGUGGGACAGCGGCCCUCGGGGAGGGCACCGGCUGCGGCACCGUGUCCCCGGCGGGUACCAGCACAAGCGGCACUAAGGUGGCACCCGCGGCCUCAGGAGGGACUGGCUUAGACGCCUCUAAAAGCAAAUCUCCUUCCCCUCCCGUGUCUUCGCUGACGCCCACCAGCUCAGAAGCCCAGGCUGGGGCUGGGGCCGCCCCUGUCCCACCCCCAGACACCCCCCCGGGAGCACCCGGCCUUAAAACUCACCCAGGUUCCAGCUCAAGCGGGGCCCUCCCGAAACCAAGCUCCAGCAUCCCUGCCAACAACCCCUUGGUCACCCAGCUCCUCCAAGGCAAGAGCGUCCCCCUGGAGCAAAUCCUGCCGAAGCCUCUCACCAAGGCGGAGGUGAGACCGGCCCCAUCGGCCGCUCAUGAGGAGAAGGGGGCAGCGUCCAUCGCUCCGAGCCCGGCCGGGAGCGGCGCCGGAGCCGAGGGUGGUGAAAGACAAUCGGGUUUGCCCCCACAACAGCUCGGGAUGGUCUUUUGCCAGAACAGGCCUCUCCCUCACAUUCCAAGGACCUUUCCGCUCCCCUCGGGAAAGGACCCCGGUCCUGAGCAGCACCAGUGCCACGAGGGGCUCAGCAAAACAACCCAAGAGCAGAUCCUUCAGACCCUCAUCAAGAGGGUCCAGAGGCAGAAUUUGUUGCCGGUCCUUCAGCCUUCGCAGCUGAACCUCCCUCCCUCAGGUUUCCAGUCAGAAACCGGCUCCACCAGCCAGCGGUUUGUGCUGGGUUUCAUGGGCAGGAGGACCUCCAAGCCUGCCAUGUCGGGGCAUUAUCUGCUCAACAUUUCCACCUACGGCCGUGGCUCAGAGAGUUUGAGGAGAGGCUUCUCCUUGAACCCCGAAAACCGCUUGAGCAGCCCUGCCGGCGCUCCCAAGGCGGAGUUCGGGGAAGGCGAGGAGAUGGCUGGCCAGGGCAGCAGCAGCGAGGAAGGGGACGCGGACGACGAGAGCACUGGUGACGAGCGCGAGCGUGUGGGUGUGAAGGAGGAGCCCCAGGCCGCCCGGGUGCCCGCUCAGGGCGACGGGGAGCAGGGCCUGCAGGGCGCCGGCCCCUUGGCUGGCAGCGCCCCGGCCAGGAGGGGCGUGAAGGCAGAGGCGGGCGCCAGGGAGAACGCGCAGGCCUUUGACGGGCCUACGUUGGCACGGGAUUUUAUCCAGGCGGCUCAAGAGCAAAUGGCGCACGCCAUGAGGGGCAAGAUGCGCAGCAACCCGGAGCUCUUUGUCCCCCCGGCCCCCUCCUCGGACUCGGCGCAGCAGCAGCCUCCACUGCUGGCUCCCGCCCACCCGCCCAAGCUCCCGGGCAGCGGCGCCGCGCAGCUCCUCGGGCCCAGCUACAGCGGGACUAUUAACGUCUCCACCUCCCCGGACGUCGGCCAAGGGCCUCUGAUGAGCGGGCUGUCGGAGUGCAAUCAGUUGGCCAGCAGCAUGGGGAACGUCAUGUCCUUCUCCGUCACCGUCACCACCAUUCCCACCAGCCAGGCCAUGAGCUCUGGCAACCACGGCCAGGCCAUCCCCGUCCAGGCCUUCUCUGAAGACCACGGCCUGGAGGACUCUCCUUCCAAAUGCUACUGCAGGUUGAAAGCCAUGAUCAUGUGCAAGGGCUGCGGUGCCUUCUGCCAUGACGACUGCAUCGGCCCCUCUAAGCUCUGUGUCUCCUGCCUCGUGGUGCGGUAACCGGGGGGGGCCGGGGGGAAGAGGACGGCUUCGUUGCGGGGUUUGCUUUGGGAAGUACAAUGGGAAGAAACAGGAAAUUUACUGCCUUGCACAAGAGACACGUUGCCCGAUCAGGAAUCCAGAGUAGAGUCCUUCUUUCAUUAAAGAAAGAGCACCUUCUUGUA
Messenger RNA from Calidris pugnax (ruff), 4561 nucleotides. RefSeq names its product additional sex combs like 2, transcriptional regulator (gene ASXL2). The transcript has 14 exons. NCBI's taxonomy places the organism in Eukaryota, Metazoa, Chordata, Aves, Charadriiformes, Scolopacidae. The record is from RefSeq and is a predicted model, not a curated record. Gene Ontology annotation, biological process: animal organ morphogenesis; positive regulation of transcription by RNA polymerase II. Gene Ontology annotation, cellular component: PR-DUB complex. Gene Ontology annotation, molecular function: DNA binding; peroxisome proliferator activated receptor binding; chromatin binding. Bases 162 to 4397 code for a protein of 1411 amino acids.